Salvia hispanica is the source of this 1274-nucleotide messenger RNA. RefSeq names its product purine permease 3-like. Gene Ontology annotation, molecular function: purine nucleoside transmembrane transporter activity. The record is from RefSeq and is a predicted model, not a curated record. Gene Ontology annotation, cellular component: membrane. Lineage: Eukaryota; Viridiplantae; Streptophyta; Magnoliopsida; Lamiales; Lamiaceae.
CAUAAGUCAAAAUAAGAGACCAUAGUUUUCAGAAAAAUGCAAUCCACAAAAAGAAGAUACACUCAUUCACUAAUUCAGAUAGGCAACAGAGGAAACCGAAUCCACCGCCGCCGCCAUGAACACGAAACACCUCUUCCUAAUCACCAACGGCCUCCUCCUCGCCGUGGGCAACUGCGGCGGCCCCCUCAUCAUGCGCCUCUACUUCCUCCGCGGCGGCUCCCGCAUCUGGUUCUCCAGCUGGCUCGAGACCGCCGGCUUCCCCAUCCUCCUCCUCCCCCUCCUCUCCUCCUACCUCCGCCGCCGCCGCCAAAAUCUCCUCCACAUCAAGCCCCGCCUCUUCGCCGCCGCCGCCGCGAUCGGCGUCCUCACCGGGCUGGACGACUACCUCUACGCCUACGGCGUCUCGAAGCUGCCCGUCUCCACCACCACGCUGCUGGUGGCCACGCAGCUGUCGUUCACGGCGGCCUUCGCCUUCCUGAUCGUGGGGCAGCGCUUCACGGCGUUCUCCGUGAACGCCGUGGUGCUGCUGACCGCGGGCCCCGUGGUGCUGGGGCUCCACGCCAGCGGGGACCGGCCCGAGGGGGAGUCGGACCGGGAGUACUGGGUCGGGUUCUUCAUGACGCUGGCGGCGGCGGCGCUCUACGGUCUGAUUCUGCCGCUGGUGGAGCUGGCGUACAAGUCCGCCAAGCAGGAGAUUACGUACACCUUGGUCAUGGAGAUGCAAUUUGUCAUGUGCUUCUUCGCCACCGUGUUUUGCACUGUCGGAAUGAUCGUCAACAAUGAUUUUCAGGUGAUUUCGAGGGAAGCGAGAGAAUAUGAACUUGGGGAGACGAAGUACUAUUUGGUGGUUGUUUGGAGUGCUAUAAUUUGGCAGUGUUUUUACUUGGGAGCAAUUGGUGUGAUAUUCUACUCAUCUUCCCUUCUCUCUGCUAUAAUAAUUCAUGUCUUAUUCCCUCUUACUCAGACUUUGGCUAUUGUUUUCUACCAUGAAAGUUUCCAUGCUGAAAAGGGUGUUGCUUUUUUCUUAGCAAUUUGGGGUUUUACAUCUUAUUUUUGGGGAGAGAUUAGAUACAACAACAAGAAGAAGAAUAUUCCUACCACUGUGGAUAAUCAAACUCAUCAUUUGGAAACUUAAUUUCCAUUUUUCUUGAGAUUAUUGUAUGUAGUAGUGUUGUACUAUUAGCUUUAUUUAUUUUGUUUUGUUUGCCAUUGCUGGUGGUAGACAUGAAUUAGGGACCUACUAUAAAGAAAUAUUGAUGUCUUUGCUUACUAUA